Molecule: messenger RNA, 1206 nt
Organism: Teleopsis dalmanni
Lineage: Eukaryota; Metazoa; Arthropoda; Insecta; Diptera; Diopsidae
Gene: Kua
Product: plasmanylethanolamine desaturase
Exons: 6
Coding region: 58-909 (283 amino acids)
Molecular function (GO): oxidoreductase activity
Source: RefSeq, a predicted model, not a curated record
UUAUUUUACAGAUUGUUUCUAAUACUAUAUACAUAACAGAAAAUCGGAUAUACUUAAAUGACCACAAAAAGCGAUAGAGAGAUAUUAGAAAAUUCAAUGCUUGAAGAUGAUCCAAACGGUAACUCUGCUUUAGAGCAAACUUUUACAGAACAAACAUCACCACGUUGGGGCCCACAACAUAAAGGUGCACAAGAGUUAGCCAAAUUAUACAGUCCAGGUAAACGGGCUCAAGAAUUUAUUUGUGUUUACACUUGCAUUGCGUUGAUGAUAAUAGAUUUUAUGCUAAUACUCAAGCAUAUACAUUUCGAUAGGCUCAGUAUUGCUUGUAUAUCGGCGAUUUGUGGCAUCAUAACAGCUGACUUUGGUUCUGGACUCGUGCACUGGGCUGCUGACACUUGGGGCACAGUAGAUUUACCUAUUAUUGGCAAAAAUUUUUUACGUCCUUUUCGAGAACAUCACUUGGAUCCCACAUCAAUAACACGUCAUGACUUUAUUGAGACUAAUGGCGACAAUUUCAUGAUUAGCAUACCAAUUUUAGGAUUCCUUGCUUAUAGUUUCAAUACUAAAUCUCACAGUGAUAUACAGCAAGAUUUCUGGUGGAUUUCGUAUUUAUUUUUAUGUUCAAUUUUUGUUGCAAUGACAAAUCAGAUUCAUAAAUGGUCACACACGUACGUUGCUUUACCAAGAUGGGUAUUAUUUUUACAAAAUUAUCAUAUCGUGUUGCCACGCAAACAUCAUCGUAUACAUCAUGUGGCGCCUCAUGAAACUUACUUUUGCAUAACAACUGGUUGGCUGAACUGGCCUCUGGAAAAAAUAAGAUUUUGGUCUACGCUAGAAAUAAUAAUUGAAUCUAUAACUGGUUAUAAACCUCGUGAUGAUGAUCUCAAAUGGGCAAAAAAAAUUACAUAGCUAGGAAUGUGAAUGUUUAAGCGGUUGGGUGUGGGCCGUCUAUAACUGUCUGUGAAUAUUGAAUGACUGGUUGGACCAAUCUACAUAUAACAGCACACCAAAUGAAUUCACACAUACACGCGCUUACACCUUCACAAAUAUACACAUCUAUUUUGUUACAGACACUGUAUACAGUAAAUAGUUCGUAAAGAAGUAAGUUUUUACGAUUAUUAUAUCUGUAUAUAUUAUACUACCUGAUAUAAACUCUGUAUAAGUAAAAAAAUUUCUGUAUUGCUGAAUGUACAAAUUUUUACUUAG